UGUUGGUCGUUAGCUUAUUUAUUUAUUUAUUUAUUUGUUGCAGAAGCUAUACCGAUGAUGAUUUCUGUGACACAAAUUUUAGCAAAAUGCUUGUGUGUAUUGUAUCAUGCUGUCGGCACAAGUUCUGCAUUGCCAGCCCUAGAUGUUUUCAGUGAAAUUGAAGUCACUCCCACCGAGCCGAGGACAAAAUCAGAAGUUGUAUCUGAGCAGCUGGUAAACUUCUUCAACCCAGUGACAUGUCAACCCAAAGAAAAUCAAGCAGUGGUUCCUUGCCAAGCUGGAGAGAAGAUCAACAAGACUUUGUGCUUGAAACACAAAUGCUGCUUCUCUUCCAAAAAGCACGUUCAAUUGGACUGUUACACUCCACUCAAAGACCGCCCUGAACAGACGUUGCGGAUGUUUGGCGUCGGACUAGGAGGACUGAUUAUUCUUGUAUGUCUUCCGUUUUGCUGUUUUAUAGUAGAGAAGAGUCCAUGUGCUAAUCCUUUGCGAAGAGCCCCCUCAAAAAAGAAGGAAGAAAAAAGUGAAGAGAGUGACAAGAGCGAUGAGAGUGACGAUGAUGAAAGCAGUGAUAGCCAGUCUGCAGAUUCAGUUGAAGAUGAUGUUGAGAAAUGUAAAAGCAAGAAGAAAAAGGGCAAAUAAAGCACUCAUUGCUGUUUUGACUUAUCCCCCCCCCGGUAUUUAUUCAUUUUAAACAUGUAUAUGCUCCACCUUUCCAUUUUUCAGUGCU
Messenger RNA from Rhineura floridana, 730 nucleotides. RefSeq names its product FMR1 neighbor (gene FMR1NB). The record is from RefSeq and is a predicted model, not a curated record. Lineage: Eukaryota; Metazoa; Chordata; Lepidosauria; Squamata; Rhineuridae. The transcript has 5 exons. Bases 55 to 642 code for a protein of 195 amino acids.